AUGGAUCAGUGUGAGGACAGAGAGGAGGGAUUCCCUCCAUCUAAAACCACUCUGUGUGGGGAACAUGAGAGCCAGACCAAAGCUCAGAGGUUUCACAGGAACCAACUUAAACUUGAGCCUUGGCCUAUACCUGAACCCAGCUGUGUGUCUUUAAACAGCAACUUCUCAAAAGGUAUUGGUGAAGAUUUUAGAGAACAGCAUUCUCCAGCAGAGAGAGUGGACACGAAGCGCUCAUUGGUUCCCAGUGUUCAUUCUGCCCAGCAGAAUCCAAAACACCUGGACUCCAUAUUUAUGCUGCUGGAGGAAAACAUUGUCACUUUUGUGAAGAAUGAGUUGAAGAAGAUCCAGGAGGUUCUGAAUCCCGGUUACAGGCAAAACCUAGAGAGUCAGAAGGAGGAUGAGGAGGUGUUAGACACUGAGAAUCAAGAGCAGAGGAACAGCAGCAGAGAGGCAUUUGUGAAAAUCACACUGCACUUCCUGAGGAGAAUGAAGCAGGAGGAUCUGGCUGACUGUUUGCAGAGCAAAAUGUUUGCUCCACUUUAUCAACAUAACCUAAAAUCGAAGCUGAAGAGGAAGUUCCAGUGUGUCUUUGAGGGGAUCGCUAAAGCAGGAAACCCAACCCUGCUCAAUCAGAUCUACACAGAGCUCUACAUCACAGAGGGAGGGACUGCAGAGGUCAAUGAUGAACAUGAGAUUAGACAGAUUGAAACAAGAGCCAGGAAACCAGACAGACCAGAAACAACAAUCAGACAAGAAGACAUCUUUCAAACCUCACCUGGAAGAGAGAAACCAAUCAGAGCAAUGCUGACAACAGGGGUGGCUGGUAUUGGGAAAACAAUCUUAACUCAGAAGGUAACUGUGGAUUGGGCUGAAGAAAAAGCCAACCAGGACAUCCAGUUCAUGUUUCCAUUCACUUUCAGAGAGCUGAAUGUGCUGAAAGAGGGAAACUUCAGCUUGAUGGAACUUGUUCAUUAUUUCUUUACUGAAACCAAAGAAGCAAGAAUCUGUAGCUUUGAAGAUUUCAAGGUUGUCUUUAUUUUUGACGGUCUCGAUGAGUGUCGACUUCCUCUGGACUUCUACAAUACUGAAAUCCUAACUGACCCUAGAAAGUCCACCUCAAUAGAUGUGCUGCUGACAAAUCUCAUCAGAGGUGAUCUGCUUCCUACUGCUCGCCUCUGGAUAACCACACGACCUGCAGCAGCCAAUCAGAUCCCUGCUAAUUGCAUUGACAUGGUGACAGAGGUCAGGGGGUUCACUGACCCACAGAAGGAGGAGUACUUCAGAAAGAGAUCCACAGACGAGCGACUGGCCAGCAGGAUCAUCUCCCACAUCAAGACAUCACGAAGCCUCCACAUCAUGUGCCACAUCCCAGUCUUCUGCUGGAUCACUGCUACAGUUCUGGAGGAUGUGCUGAAAACCAGAGAGGGAGGAGAGCUUCCCAAGACCCUGACUCAGAUGUACAUCCACUUCCUGGUGGUUCAGGCCAAAGUGAAGAAGGUCAAGUAUGAUGGAGGAGCUGAAACAGAUCCACACUGGAGUCCAGAGAGCAGGAAGAUGAUUGAGUCUCUGGGAAAACUGGCUUUUGAGCAGCUGCAGAAAGACAACCUGAUCUUCUAUGAGUCAGACCUGACAGAGUGUGGCAUCGAUAUCAGAGCAGCCUCAGUGUACUCAGGAGUGUUCACACAGAUCUUUAAAGAGGAGAGAGGACUGUACCAGGACAAGGUGUUCUGCUUUGUCCAUCUGAGUGUUCAGGAGUUUUUGGCUGCUCUUCAUGUUCACCUGACAUUUGUAAAGUCUGGAGUCAAUCUGAUGGAAGAAAAUCAAAAAGACUCCCAGAAAUUUGAAACAAGAAAACCUGGAAAGAAACAUUUCUACCAGAGUGCCGUGAACAAGGCCUUACAGAGCCCAAAUGGACAUCUGGACUUGUUCCUCCGCUUCCUUCUGGGUCUUUCGCUUCAUAAUAAUCAAUGUCUUCUGCAAGGACUGUUGGCACAUACACGUAGCUCACAGACCAAUAGAAAAGCAGCUCAGUAUAUAAAAAUGAGGCUCAGUAGGAAUCUGUCUACAGAGCAAAGCAUCAAUUUGUUCCAUUGUCUGAAUGAACUGAAUGAUCGUUCUCUGGUGAAGAAGAUCCAACAAUCGUUGAGUUCAAAACGUUUUUCCACAGAUAAACUGUCUCCUGCUCAGUGGUCAGCUCUGGUCUUCAUGUUACUGUCAUUAGAAGAAGCUCUUGAAGUGUUUGAUCUGAAGAGUUACUCUCCUUCAGAGGAGGUUCUUCUGAGAUUGUUGCCAGUGGUCAAAGCCUCUAACAAAGCUAUACUGAGCAACUGUAACCUUUCAGAGAGAAGCUGUGAAGCUCUGUCCUCAGUUCUUAGAUCCCAGUCCUCCAGUCUGAGAGAGCUGGACCUAAGUAACAACAACCUAAUGGAUUCAGGAGCAAAGAUGCUGUUUGCUGAACUGAAGAGUCAGCACUGUACACUGGAAACAUUAAGAUUAAGUAUGUGCAACCUCACAGAGAGAAGCUGUGAGGCACUUUCCUCAAUUCUUGGACUACAUCCCACAUCUUUAAAAGAGCUGGACCUGAGCAACAAUGACCUGAAGGACUCAGGAAUAAAGAUGCUUUCUGCUGGACUGAAGAGUCCACAAUGUACAUUGGAAACUCUAAGGCUUUCAGGUUGUAUGAUCACAGAAGAAGGAAGUAAUGAUUUGGCUUUAGCUCUGAGCUCCAAGCCCUUCCAUCUGAGAGAACUGGAUUUGAGCUACAAUCAUCCAGGAUACUCAGCAGUAAAGCUUCUGUCUUCUGGAGUGAAGGAUUCACACUGGAGUCUUGACACUUUGAGGGUGGAGCCUGCUGGAGUCCGAUGGUUGAGACCAGGUCUGAGGAAGUAUGCCUGUGAACUUACAAUUGACAUGAACACAAUUAGCAGAGAACUUCAUCUGUCUGACAACAACAGGAAGGUGACACGUGGACGACCAUUUCAGUCAUAUCCUGAUCAUCCAGAAAGAUUUGAACGGCCUCAGUGUCUGUGUCGUGAUCCCCUGAGGGGUCGCUGCUACUGGGAGGUUGAGUGGAGAGGAUAUUCUGAUCUAUCUGUAAGUUACAGCAAAAUCAAAAGGAAAGGAAGAAAUAAUACUGGUGCAUUUGGAUGGAAUGAUCAUUCCUGGAGUUUGUGGUUCUCUGAAAGUAAUCCUUACUGUGUCUCUUACAAUAACAAAAAAACACAUAUCUCCUCCUCCUCCUCUGUCUCUAACAGAGUAGCAGUGUAUGUGGACUGUCCUGCUGGCACUCUGUCCUUCUACAGAGUCUCCUCUGACACUCUGAUCCACCUCCACACCUUCAACACCACUUUCACUGAACCUCUUUAUCCUGGAUUUACACUCUGGGAUAGAGCCUCAGUGAGUCUGUGUGUAGUUUAG
Pelmatolapia mariae (spotted tilapia) is the source of this 3417-nucleotide messenger RNA. RefSeq names its product NLR family CARD domain-containing protein 3-like. Gene Ontology annotation, biological process: intracellular signal transduction. The transcript has 11 exons. Bases 1 to 3417 code for a protein of 1138 amino acids. Lineage: Eukaryota; Metazoa; Chordata; Actinopteri; Cichliformes; Cichlidae. The record is from RefSeq and is a predicted model, not a curated record. Gene Ontology annotation, molecular function: protein binding.